This is a messenger RNA of Camponotus floridanus (Florida carpenter ant), 486 nucleotides long. RefSeq lists its product as uncharacterized. NCBI's taxonomy places the organism in Eukaryota, Metazoa, Arthropoda, Insecta, Hymenoptera, Formicidae. The transcript is spliced from 2 exons. The annotation marks the transcript as partial. The record is from RefSeq and is a predicted model, not a curated record.
UUUACUUCUAGUUCUGAGGAGGAAGAUUUUGAAAAUGAAGCUACUGAAGAGGAAGAUUCUGAAGAGAAAUCACGUACAACUCAAGAAAUCUGUAAAAAAAAACCCAGUAAAAUUCCGCCUUUGCCCACAUUAUCAAUUGUAAAACAGACACAGACGCUACCAGAAAAGAAAAAAAAGAUAUUUCACAAUCAAACAAGCAAUACUGAUAUUAAUUCAUCAUUAUAUAAUUUUAAUAAAUAUAGUACGAAGGAAUCUUCCAGUAGCGUGCAAUCUGAUAUUUCAUGUACGGGCAAACAAUCUACAUCAUCAUGUAAAACAGAUUUUCAAACAGAAAUACUUCGCAAACUGAACAUUAUUAUUCAUCAAGUAAAAAUGGUGGACAAGAGACUGGAGAUUCACGAAGAGCAAUGUCGUUUCAGCCUUGACAGACGUGAAGAUGAUAUUCUUCAAGAUGAAGAAAUAGGAUUACCUUUGCAUAAUGAUUGA